Molecule: messenger RNA, 1836 nt
Organism: Coregonus sp. 'balchen'
Lineage: Eukaryota; Metazoa; Chordata; Actinopteri; Salmoniformes; Salmonidae
Source: the annotation of a GenBank genome assembly
AUGUUUGUGGAGUUCGUUGUCCGAUGGGGGGCAUGGAGCAUCUUGCUCCAGUGUGGAUUAUUGGGCGUGUCAGCAGGGGACUUCCCCUGGCCCUGCCCUCCCAGGUGUGUGUGUCGGCUUGAGACUUUAGAAGUGAACUGCUCUGGCAAACAGCUGACUUCUGUGUCUGAGGGCUUCGCUAGUGGCGCCCAGCACAUUAACUUAUCUCGUAACAAACUGAAGAUGCUGGGUCGUCGCCAGUUCUUUGGCAUGACCCAGCUAGAGGAUCUGGACAUUAGUGACAAUGUCAUCUCCAUGAUUGAGGUGGAUGCUUUCCAGGGUCUGCAGAACCUCAAGACCCUGUGCAUUAGGAGCAACCGCCUCAAGAUCAUCCCUGUGGGGGUCUUCUCCGGCCUGCCCAGCCUGCGCUUCCUGGACCUGAGUGAGAACGAGAUCCUGGUCUUUCUGGACUACACCUUCCGUGAGUUGGUGAGCCUGCAGCAGCUGGAGGCUGGGGAGAAUGACCUGGUGUUCAUCUCCCAGCGGGCCUUUACUGGCCUGCAGAACCUGCAGGAGCUCAAUCUGGACCGCAGCAACCUGACCUCCAUCCCGACUGAGGCACUGUCCCAGCUCCAGAGCCUGACUCGGCUGCGCAUGAUCCGCCUCACCAUCUCGGCGCUGCCCAACAAUGCCUUCCGCCGCCUGCACCGGCUACGCAGCCUCGUCAUCUCCCACUGGCCCUCGCUGGACACCCUGGCCAGCAACAGCCUGAUUGGCCUCAACCUCACCUCGCUGGUCAUCAGCAGCUGCAAUCUCAGUGCUGUCCCAUACCAGGCGCUGCGCCACCUGGUCUACCUGGGCUACCUGGACCUGUCCUACAACCCCAUCACAGCCAUCCAGGGUAACCUGCUGGGGGACCUGUUGCGGCUGCAGGAACUGCACCUGGCUGGGGGCAGCCUGCUCCGCAUCGAACCAGGGGCCUUCAGGGGGCUGGCUUACUUCCGUCUGCUCAAUGUGACAUCCAACCAGCUCAGCACGCUGGAGGAGAGUGCCUUCCACUCUGUGGGGAACCUGCAGGUCCUGCGGCUGGAUGGGAACCCCCUGGCCUGUGACUGCCGGCUGCUCUGGGUGGUCCGCCGGCGACAGCGCCUGAACUUUGACGGCCGCCAACCCACCUGCUCCACCCCGGACAUGGUGCGAGAGCGGGAAUUCCGGGACUUCUCGGAGAAAGAGCUCCCGAGACUGUUCACCUGCCGGCAGGCCCGCAUUGUGGACCGCAGGUCCCAGGAGGUCAGGGUGGAGGAGGGCACUACGGUGCUCUUCUCCUGCAAGGCGGACGGUGACCCAGUGCCCUCCUUUACCUGGUUGUCGGCCCAGCGGAUUCCGCUCUCCACUACGGGGCGCAUCAGGGUGUUGUCCAAUGGGACUCUUGAGGUACGCUACGCCCAGGUUCAGGACAGCGGCACAUACCAGUGCACGGCGGGCAACGCAGCUGGCAACGACAGCCUGUACGUCAGCCUCUAUGUGAAGGGUUUCCCACGUAACCGCACCAUGCCCUUUUUCACCGAUGAGGGCUGGAUAGAGUCCUCAAACGCCCCAACUGCCAACUCCUCCACCCAGGUGGCCAACCAGUACCCGUUUGAUGCCAAGACACUGAUCAUCGCCACCACCAUGGGCUUCCUGUCCUUCCUCAGCUCGGUGGCUAUCUGCUUCGUCUUCAUGUUCUUCUGGAGCCAGAGCAAGGGGCAAAUCAAACACACAGCCACCAUCGACUAUGUGCCCCGUCCCUCAAUGGGGGUAGGAGGAGGAGGAGGGGGUGGAGGGGAUGCUGGCAAGUUCACCAUGAAGCUUAUCUAA